AUGCAGAAGGCCAGGGUUCUGACUUCACCGCAUGAUCCUCCACAUGGCUCCAUCAUUCUACUGGUAACCGACGGCGAGGAGAACCGGACGCCUUAUGUGGCGAGCGUCAUGCAAAACCUCGUGAAGUCCCUCGUCGAAGUAAGCUCAUUUGCGAUUGGAAGAGAAGCUGACAAAGAACUUGAAGCUCUGGCUGCUGCAACGAAGGGCCAGUCGUUCUGUUUCCUAGACAGCCAACCAUUCAUUGGCGUCAACAUGGGCGCGGCGUUUGUGACAGCCAGUGCAUCCGAAGAGGAACCCCAAUGGCCCGUUACGGUUUUGCAAACUGAAAGCAGUUUCACCAUGGGGAUGAAGCAGAAUUUCACCAUUGAUGCUGGCUUGGGAAAGAAUACAAUCAUCUCCAUUAGACUUGCUGGUUCAACCAUACGAUCAAUAAAUGUAGAGCUGACGGACCCCAGUGGACAGAAAUGCGCUGUUUGUAGGGGUGUCGCCUACGGUGACACAACGAGGAUAGCCCUACCGGAGCCCGCAAAGACUGGUACUUGGAUGCUUCAGCUAAAGAGAAACAGUACCGAUGAUGUCCAGGCGAGCGUGAGGGUGUUCUCACAACCUUCUGACAGCAACACGGAACCCAUCAGAACCAGUGCACGAAUGAUAGACGUGUUAGUUGGAGAACCCUCCCGGUCUGUCGUCAUUGUUGACGUCACUAAAGGGAAGAAGAUCGUCUUGAAUGCAAGUGUUACUGCCAAGAUAACUGACUGGCUUGGAGCAACCACCACCCUAAGACCUCGUGACAAUGGCCAAGAGCCGGACGUGUACGCAGAUGACGGGAAGUACUCUGAGUACUACACCGACUUUAUUGGAAGUGGAAGGUACAUCUUGGAGGCAUACGUGAGUGGUCACAACGUUAACGUGUCCUGCAGGACGGCAUGUUCUGCAAGCUCCAAUAAGCCCCUCAUUAUGAAGCAGGAUACCACCGAAUCACCUAUAGGGCCCUGCAAAGUGCCCCAUGAGUUUCCCGAAGAGUGUUGCAAACUGUCCCAUUCGUAUCCCAAAAAGUGCUUCCCUUCCUACAACGGCACCUUCAAGUACAAACGCCAGCGGCAAGGAGAAGAGACAAUCAACGGCACUUGGCAUAUUGUUGUCGAUGGAGGAUCAUUCUAUGUCGGCCACAAUAUCACCAAAAGCAUGUAUCCGCCAUUGAAACCUUGGAAAUUUCGAGUCUGUUGUGCGACACCAGGAAACAAUGGCACUCUUCUCGUUGAGAUGAGCUGGAAUUGGGCGGGUGCACACCUGAACUCUGGAAAAGCGUCAUCAAUCGAUAUCCGGGUGAGUAAGACGUCCGCAAGUCUCAAGGAAAACUUCGAGUCACAAGAAAAGAUUGAUUCAACCCAUUUGGUUAAGGGUACUUUAGAACCUGGUGAAGCACACACGCUUAACGAAGUAACCAUAUCGCUUUCUCGUGACUUGGCAGAAGUUACAGAAAAUUAUACAAGAUGGCAAGUUAUGUUUGCUGCUAGAACGACAAACUCGCUUAACGUGACUUCCGAGCUGUCAGAUGUAGCAGACUUGGACUACUUCGACGAGGAAAAGUACACAUCAGAGCCCCUAGCCAGUGUGCCCACAAGACAAACAGCAGCAGAAGAAGGUACCACAACAUCGACAGUCGGAAAUACAGCCGAAAAUGAUGUGGCGUUUACAGCGAUAAUUGAAGACUCUGACGACGACCAAAAGUACACGUCAAAGGCGCCAAGAAAGGAGUCCCCGGGAUACACGGAAGCUGACAAAGGCAAUGAAUCUACAGGCGGGCACCGCGCCGAAGACAGCAAUGAUGGCACAUCCACAUCUGCAAAGCCUUUGGUUCUGGCUCUUAUUGUGGCUGCGGUGGUGAUCGUUUCUGCCGGACUAUGGGCGCUUAAAAUGAUCAAGGAUGAACGCGAAGACGUGGUGCAACAUGAGGCUGCUAUUGAAUCGACCGCCACAACAAGUGUGUCAGUGCAGUAGAGUUGAAAACUUUGGAAGUUAAUAAACCUCACUCAAGACGAGACAUCAGGUAGUGUUUUCAGACUCGCAUGUUCUUAUUGAGCCUGCUGUUUCACCGAAGAUAUUCAAUUCCUAAUAUUACCACUCUGCACGUGCUAUUUUUCAAAAGCUCGCUGCUUCUCGUGCACC
Dermacentor andersoni is the source of this 2169-nucleotide messenger RNA. NCBI's taxonomy places the organism in Eukaryota, Metazoa, Arthropoda, Arachnida, Ixodida, Ixodidae. The record is from RefSeq and is a predicted model, not a curated record.